UAACCGGAUAAAAUCAUCCAUAUAAACAGUGUGUAAAUACAUUUUAUAUUAUGGACAAGCCAGGAAAUAAUACAAGUGACCCUGGAGGUGAUAACAGUUCACAAUAUCUGACUUCAAAUAUAUUGAAGUACGACUCUAAAUAUGAACAGGAAAUCCGCAGCCACGGCUUACAGCUAAGAGGAGAAUGCCUCCCUGACAUAAAGGAUAUUAAUAUGUCCUAUCGAGAUGCUUGGCUUGUCGGGAAGCAAGGUUGCUUGGCAGUAAGAAGAAACCUAUGGGAUCCACACCUGUUUUCCGGUAUAUGGUAUUUUGUAUGUGAUGGAACAGAUCCAGUAAACUUUUUGGUGCUGCAUCCUCACAAUGCCGGGGAUAGGUGGCAGAAAAGGUCGAUCAGCAUGUGGGAGCUUAUAGAUGGCUUCUGGGUGGCCAACAAAUAUCGCAUAUUAUAUCAACCCAAAGAUAAUGACGGAAGUGCAUUGUCAUACGCAACAAGGACAAUGGUAAUAGAAGGAUUUACACGCAAUUUUUAUGAAGCUAUGAUCAAGUGCAUACAUGAGGGACAGGUCAGACUACAAAUGAUGUACCAUGAACUGAGAGACCUGCGUAAACAGUUUACAUGUAGCGAUGCAUCUAGAUGUACGCCAGCUGAUUCAAGGACUAAACGCAGCAGCCUGGGAUACACGCGUAACAAAGAUUUAACCUCUAUAUUGAAAAACAAAGCCAAUGAUCAAACGGAUACCCAAGAGAAGCAGUGAUUCCUACUGUGGCAGGUUGGGGCAU
Molecule: messenger RNA, 780 nt
Organism: Babesia bovis T2Bo
Lineage: Eukaryota; Apicomplexa; Aconoidasida; Piroplasmida; Babesiidae
Exons: 5
Coding region: 51-755 (234 amino acids)
Source: RefSeq, a predicted model, not a curated record